CACGUUUUUCAAAAGGGAGAAUAUUGGGUGUGUGGUGGGGAGCAAUCUCAGGAGCGGUGAGUGGGCCACCGGGAAUGCAGACGCACCCACCUCAACGACGGCAACGACGACAAACGAUGGCGAGGGGCGGUGGGAGCGUGGUUGGAGGAGGCGGGGGAGGAAUGACGGUGAAGGUGCUGGUGCUGAUGCUGGUGGUUGUGAUUGGAAUCAACUUCUAUUUACUGCACUCGUGCCAGCAGCACUCCAACUCCAUUUUGCCGCCAUGGUCAGACCAGCAGCAGCAACAGCAGCAACAACAUCUGCACGAUGGCAGAUCGGCAGGCGGUGAUGGCGUUGCUGGUGACCACGAAGACCGGCGUCUGUUGGACUCAGUGCAGAACCUGGAACGACAACUCCACAAUGCUGAGCACAUGAUCGAUGAGCUGCAGAAAAAGGCUGCCCGAGUGCAGGGAUCCGCUGGAUCUGAUGAAGGAAACCACAACAUGCAGCAGCAGCACCAACAGCAGCACCAACAGCAGCAGCAGCAGCAGCAGCCAGCUCAGCAACAGCACCAGCAGCACCAACAGGCAGGUGAUAGGGACUCGAUUGGGAGCUGGAAGCAGCAGGACGCCCAGCAAGGAGGUGACGCCGCACAGCCAUGCAACCUUCCCACCCGCGCCCGAAAACCCUCCGAUGUCGAGGUUGAGGUGAUGUAUGACACCAACCCCUUUGUUGACCCAAAGGGUGGCGCAUGGACACAAGGCUGGGAGGUGAAGUACGAUGCAAACAGCUGGAUCUCAGAGCCGCUCAACGUGUUUAUUAUUCCCCACUCGCACAACGACCCAGGCUGGAUCAUGACUUUGGACGAGUACUACCGCAAGCAGACGUCGCAGAUCCUCACACUCAUGACCCAAACACUCUCCCAGGAACCGACGGUGAAGUUUGUGUGGGCGGAGAUCAGCUACCUGAGCAUGUGGUGGAAGGACCAGUCCUCCAACGUGCGUGAAACAUUCAAGCGCAUGGUCCACAGCGGCCAGAUUGAGAUUGUGACGGGUGGAUGGGUUAUGCCCGACGAAGCAAACUCGCACUACUUUGCACUCGUCGACCAGCUCAUCGAGGGACACAAGUGGGUUGAGGAGAACUUGGGGGUCCGACCCGAGAGCGGGUGGUCCAUUGAUCCGUUUGGCCACAGCCCAACCAUGGCGUACAUCCUCAAACGCGCAGACUUCAAGGGCAUGCUGAUCCAGCGCAUCCACUAUGAAGUGAAGCGAAUGCUCGCGGAGAAGAAGCAGCUGGAGUUCAUGUGGCGCCAGGACUUUGAUGUUGGCAAGGACACGUCGAUGUACACGCACAUGAUGCCGUUCUACAGCUAUGACGUUCCCCACACGUGCGGCCCAGAGCCCGCGAUCUGCUGCCAGUUUGACUUUGCCCGCAUGCGCGGUGGCCGCUACUCGUGCCCCUGGCGCAAACCCCCACUCGAAAUCACCCCGGACAAUGUGGCCGAGCGGGCGGCGCUGCUGCUUGAUCAAUACAGGAAGAAAGCACAGCUCUACGCCACAAACAACGUGCUGAUUCCGCUUGGCGAUGACUUCCGUUACGACAACCAGCAGGAGAUUGACGCGCAGAUCCGCAACUACAAGCGCCUCAUCUCAUACAUGAACGCGCACCCUGAGCUGCACGUGAACAUCAAGUUUGCAACACUGGGAGAGUACUUUGAUGCCGUGCGCAAAGCGACAAACGCGCACACGGAAACGCCGUCGCUGCCCACGCUCAGUGGCGACUUCUUCUCAUAUGCGGACAGGAACGACAACUACUGGACAGGGUACUUCACGUCUCGCCCCUUCUACAAGCACCUGGACCGUGUGCUUGAAUCAAAACUGCGCGCAGCGGAAAUCCUCUUCUCCAUCGCACAGGCCGGGCAGAUUGCGCAUCCGUUGACAAAGUCGGAGGCGGAGCUGUAUGACUCGCUUGUGGACGCGCGGCGGGCCCUCGGCCUCUUCCAACACCACGACGGCAUCACGGGCACUGCAAAGGACCACGUUGUUGUUGAUUACGGCAACAGGAUGCGAGCGGCACUGGAGUCCGCUGAUCGCGCCAUGGCGAUGAUUGCUGGUGGUCUCCUUACUCGCGACAACGCCAACGGUGACCAUGUGGUGCCUGCGAGCAUUCGCCGCACCCACGAUGCGCUUCCGGAAGACCAACUGCUCGAAGUCAGCGCAGAGCCACGGAAAGUGGUGGUGUACAACAGCAAAGGCCACGUGCGCCGCGACGCGGUGUAUGUCAUCACCAACAACGCCAACGUGCAGGUGAUCAACCCUGAUGGCGACACAAUUGUGAGCCAGGCUGCGCUCAUCUGGGACGACGGGCCCGGACCAAAUGUCCAGCAGGACAGGUUCCGCAUCUGGUUUGAGGUUGAGGUUCCUCCAUUUGGCCUCGCCGUGUACACCGUCAAGACUGCCCCUGAAAUGCUCGAUAUUUUCGAUCCUCCAAAACACGAAUUCUCCCGUGUGGACGUGCGGAACUUCAAUCCGCCCGCAAAGUCGAUUGCCGGGAUUGAGGUUGCAGCACUGUCUGGCAAGAUUGUUCUUGAGGGUGCCCACGUCACAGCAACCGCUGACGAGUCUGGGCUGCUGCAGUCUCUGUAUCAGCAGACAACCGGCCUCACCUCCACCAAGAUGGAGUUUCUCACAUACACAUCCCGCAGCGGCUCAGACAGGAGCGGGGCGUACCUGUUCAUGCCCGCCGGCCCCGCAGCGCAGCUCCACCACCCGAAUCCGACAGUCGCCGUAACCCGCGGGCCCAUCGUCGAGGAACUCGUGGUAUCGCUGCCGAAUGUGGUGCAGACGAUCCGCGUGUUCAAGUCCGAUGCGCCGUACGCUGCCGCCGUCGACAUCUCGAAUCGCGUCGACGUGCGAUCGCUCAGCAAUCAGGAACUCGUCAUGCGCAUUGUGACUGAUGUCCAAAGCUCUGAUUUCUACACGGAUCUUAACGGCUUCCAGCUGCGUCAUCGCAAGUUCCUGGACAAACUCCCGCUCAACGCCAACUUCUAUCCAAUGCCAUCGCAGCUGCUCCUGCAGGACGACAGCAAGCGCAUUUCCCUCAACACGCGAUCCAGCCUCGCGUGCGCAUCCUUGCACCAGGGGUGGAUGGAGGUGAUUCUGGAUCGGCGGCUGAUGCAAGACGACAAGCGCGGGCUCGGACAGGGCGUUCGCGACAACAAGAAGACAGAUCUCAACUUCAAACUGCUGUUGGAAGGGCGGCGUGCCGGUGCCGCGCGUGCGAAUGUGGAGACGCCAACACUCCUCAACUAUCACACGCAGGAUGCAUUGAACCACCCCAUGAACCUCUUCCAUAUUCAAGGGAGCGCGCCGGAGGUGGCGUCGUCCUAUCUUCCCUUUGCGAAGAGCUUGCCGUGCGACGUGCACGUGAUGAACAUGCGGUCGUGGGCUGCGAGCAGCGGCGAAGUUGCACUGCUGCUGCACCGUCGCGCUUUCUCCUGCGCAUAUGAACAGCCGCAAACAGCAGCCUGCCAGACGGGCGGAGAGGUUGUGUUGCAAGAUGUAUUCGCGAAACACAAGAUUGCGUCGGUGGAGGAGCGCUCGCUUGCGUUUAGUCAGUCACGCAGCCCCCAGACCACUGAUACGAAGGUGCUGCUUGUUCCGCACGAGAUUCACGCGUUCAAGCUGAAGCUCUCACGAAAAGCAUAGGCAACCCAGCAAUCCAGUUGGUUGUGUCACAUCAUUUCACACCACAUCACACUCUGAUUCUCUGAAGGCACGUUUGUCUCACGUCAAAGGCAAGCCGUUUAUUUGGGCAUGUGCUCACAAAGCAGCUGUUGAUGGGUGCCAGGUGAUUCAAUUACAUUACACAGAAGCAAA
Salpingoeca rosetta is the source of this 3857-nucleotide messenger RNA. RefSeq lists its product as uncharacterized. Gene Ontology annotation, biological process: protein deglycosylation; mannose metabolic process; N-glycan processing. Gene Ontology annotation, cellular component: Golgi membrane. NCBI's taxonomy places the organism in Eukaryota, Choanoflagellata, Craspedida, Salpingoecidae. The transcript has 33 exons. The record is from RefSeq and is a predicted model, not a curated record. Gene Ontology annotation, molecular function: carbohydrate binding; alpha-mannosidase activity. Bases 75 to 3686 code for a protein of 1203 amino acids.